Prosopis cineraria is the source of this 1848-nucleotide messenger RNA. RefSeq lists its product as uncharacterized. Gene Ontology annotation, molecular function: 3-beta-hydroxy-Delta5-steroid dehydrogenase (NAD+) activity. The record is from RefSeq and is a predicted model, not a curated record. Gene Ontology annotation, biological process: steroid biosynthetic process. The coding region runs from base 7 to 1551 and encodes 514 amino acids. Lineage: Eukaryota; Viridiplantae; Streptophyta; Magnoliopsida; Fabales; Fabaceae. The transcript has 5 exons.
UUAUCCAUGAUUAAUUCGGGGCGAUACAAUUCAUUUCGACGAGCUGACGAGGCUGAGGCAGGUCCAAAGGCUAUUCUGAAUCUGAAGGAGGAAAAGAGAAGAGAUCGGGAAGAGAGGAUGCAUUUAAGCGAGAAUGAAGGCAUAGAGGACAAGAAGUUCGUAGUUACCGGUGGACUCGGAUUCAUCGGCUCUGCUCUAUGCUUAGAGCUUGUCCGAAGAGGUGCUCGCCAGGUCCAAGCCUUUGAUCUCCGACAAUCUUCUGCUUGGUCCAAUCUUCUCGAUCGUAAAGGAGUCAUCUGCAUUCAAGGGGAUGUCACCCGAAAAGAAGAUGUUGAAAGUGCCCUGCGUGGGGCGGAUUGUGUGUUCCACCUUGCCUCCUUUGGUAUGUCAGGAAAAGAGAUGCUCCAAUUUGGUCGUGUUGAUGAUGUCAAUAUUAAUGGGACUUGCCAUGUUUUGGACGCUUGCCUUCUCCAUGGCAUCAAAAGGCUUGUCUAUGUUAGCACAUACAAUGUUGUCUUUGGCGGUAAGGAGAUUAUCAACGGAAACGAGACUUUGCCAUAUUUCCCAAUCGAUGACCAUGCUGAUCCAUAUGGGCGCAGUAAAUCAAUUGCUGAACAGCUGGUUCUAAAGAACAAUGGCCGCCCUUUUAAGAAUGGUAAUGGGAAUUUUUACACUUGUGCCGUACGUCCAGCUGCUAUUUAUGGACCGGGCGAAGAAAGGCACCUUCCGAGGAUCAUAGCCAUGUCAAAGUUGGGUCUGUUCUUGUUCAGAAUUGGUGACCCUAGUGUUAAGUCAGACUGGGUUUAUGUGGAUAAUCUUGUACUUGCUCUUAUACUGGCAAGUAUGGGACUUUUGGACGGUGAUCCUAGGCAAGGAAAACACCCUAUCGCUGCUGGCCAGGCAUACUUUAUAUCUGAUGGUUCUCCGGUCAAUAGCUUUGAAUUCAUCCAGCCUCUAGUUAGAAGUUUGGGUUAUGAACUACCAAGGACUUCCUUAGCUGUCAAUCAUGCUCUUUUUCUUGCAAGGUUUUUUUGGGGAGUCUAUACAAUCUUAUACCCAUGGCUGAAUCGGUGGUGGCUUCCUCAGCCAUUUAUACUUCCCUCUGAAGUACACAAGGUGGGGGUUACCCAUUAUUUCUCUUACCUUAAAGCCAAGGAGGAAAUUGGUUAUGUUCCCAUUGUGACUCCUCCAGAGGGGAUGGCUUCAACCAUAUCUUACUGGCAAGAGAGGAAAAGGAUAUCUAUGGAUGGGCCUACAAUCUACACAUGGCUACUUGUUGUCACUGGAAUGGUCUCACUAUUUUGUGCUGUGUGCUUGCCUGACGUAGGAUUUGUGCCACAUCUCAGAUCCCUCAGCGUUUUCAUACUUCGGUCAAUGUGGUGCGCGAAGCUGGUGUUUUAUCUAUCCGCAUUUGCGCAUGUUUUGGAGGCCUUGUAUGCUUGGAACCUGGCCAAAAGGGUGGACCCCGCGAAUGCAAAUGGUUGGUUCUGGCAAACUUUCGCCCUUGGCUUCUUUUCGUUGCGUUUUCUGUUGAAGAGAGCAAGGAAAUAAGCUUUGGAUUCUACUUCUGUUCGUCGUGUUUUCUGUGGUAGAAAGCAAGGAAAUGAGCUUGGGGGUCCUUUUUUUUUUUUUCCCGGGUGCCAGCUCUGGCACGUGUUUUGAAGUUUGAAACACAGCAGCAAACCACAGAAGGCACAAAGUAGCUUGGAUAUCCCUUCUAUGCCCUCAAUGAUAAACUCUUGCUACUACAAGGGAAUUUACUUGUUGAUCUUUCUAGCGGGAGGCCAUGCAUGAACAUAAAGGAAGGCUGAAAACAAGAGGAAAAUUAAUUAUUUUGAUUCAAAAUAA